Molecule: messenger RNA, 4958 nt
Organism: Acanthochromis polyacanthus (spiny chromis)
Lineage: Eukaryota; Metazoa; Chordata; Actinopteri; Pomacentridae
Gene: trmt44
Product: tRNA methyltransferase 44 homolog
Exons: 11
Coding region: 216-2120 (634 amino acids)
Biological process (GO): tRNA methylation
Molecular function (GO): tRNA (uridine) methyltransferase activity; metal ion binding
Source: RefSeq, a predicted model, not a curated record
AUUAAGCGACAAUAUGAAAUGAACAUUAAAAUGAAAAAUUAAGCCAUACUUCUUAUUUUAAAUGCUCAGAUGUGAUUCGAAAAACAAUUUAAACCGAAUUGACAGUGUGAUAAAGUGCAUGUUUUCUAACAUGCUCCUUCAACCUACAAAAUAAAAGCGUCCGGAAGUUAUUCAACGAUCGUAACAUGGCUUCUUGUAGUCGUCUCUGAUGCUCAAUGAUGCCAAAACUCUUCGAUAUAAAGUUUCCCAGCGAAUCUAAGAGUCUUCCUGAAGGCUUCUGGUCAGCAGUGGACGUGUGGAUAAAGAAACCUCAUGUUGUCAAUAAGCGUCUUUGCGGAGUUACAGAGACAGAGAGCAGAGAUGUUGACAGAAAGGAGCUGAGACUUAUCCUGGAUGAUCCUGAACACUUUCAAGCUGUGUUAUUUUUCCUGACUAGCGAGGUUUCACCUGCACAGACACACGUACAGGACAAACCGUGGUCCUCCAGUGUCAGAACAUUUAUCCCUAAAGUUAACUGUUAUGGGACAAACCUGCAGAAAGAAAUUAUUUUGAAAGACUAUGCCGGACAACAAGUGACCUUUAUUCCAUUUGAAGAGGAUGAAAAAGGGAAGGUGUGUCUAAAGAAUGGCAACAUUUAUCAGAUUCAGCUUUGCAAUCAGGAUUGUGAGGAAUGGGUUUUGGAGCUGCAUGUGUUGACGUCUGACGCGUGGUUCUCUGAUGGCGUCGCCUACGCCAAGCUGCCGUGGCUGUCCUCUGACCUGCUGCCUAAACUGGUGCGCUGGGCCACGGAGAGCAAGAGCAGUGAGUUCAGGAGCACCUUAUCUCUGCUGCCUGUGGAGAAGUACAGCGUUAUGUACCAGCGGCUGAAGGAGAAGUACAAGGCCAUGGUGAAGGUUUGGCCUGAGGUUACAGAUCCUGAGAAGUUUGUGUAUGAGGAUGUUGCUAUUGCUACAUAUCUCCUGGUGCUGUGGGCUGAGGAGAGAUCAGAGAAGAAUCUGACUGCCAGACAGUCCUUUGUAGACCUCGGCUGUGGAAAUGGCCUCCUGGUUCACAUACUGAUAAAUGAAGGGCACCCUGGAAAGGGCAUUGAUGUACGGAGGAGAAAGAUCUGGGACAUGUACGGCUCCCAGACUCUGCUAGAGGAAAAGGCAAUUACUCCCAGUGAGAGCUUCUUAUUCCCGGGUACAGACUGGCUGAUUGGGAACCACUCGGACGAGCUCACACCAUGGAUCCCUGUUAUAGCAGCCAGGUCAUCUUACUCCUGUCGCUACUUUGUCCUGCCUUGCUGUUUCUUCGACUUCUAUGGAAAAUACCAGAGACGCCAGUGUAAAAAGUCUCAGUACAAGGAAUACGUCGACUUCAUCGCUGAAGUCAGCCAAGUCUGUGGCUUCAACACUGAAGAAGACUGCUUGAGAAUACCGUCCACCAAACGGGUGUGUCUGGUAGGAAAGUCGAGAAACUACGAGCUAUCUGACGAGGCUGAGUCAGAGCAACGAAGAGCUAACCUCAUCCAGAGCCGCCAGAUUUGUCCUCGGGUCACAGGUGAAAGGUCAGACGUUGGGAAGGAGGGCGGUGGUUGCCAUGGAAAUGCAGAGGGUGACGGCACCUGGGGAGCCGGCUUUCAGCCCCGAGAGAAGAUUCCUAUGGUUCGAAACUGCGCUGCUCUUUCGCGGGACUUUGUUGACAGUGUGGUCCUGCGGGUUGCUAAUGCUCUUCUGGGAAUGACUGUGGAUGACGGCGAAGGGCCCUGCAGUGACUGGAACAAAGGAGGCAGCCUUUCUGUCGGUGAGAUUGCUGGACGCUUGGAGCAGGAGACCCUGCAGCUCCUGAAGAGGGAGUGUGGAGGCCUUCAGACCCUUCUGAAGAACAACCACCAAGUCUUUAGAGUAGAAGGAGGGAGAGUCUUUAUAAAGGACUGGCGGGACGAGAAGUCUGCCAGAGUGAAUACCAAACGGAAACCUGUGGCUCCCGGUGCUCUGAAAACUCGUCUCUGCUGGUUUCAUUUGCACCAUCCUCAGGGCUGCCCCCUCCAGGCCGGAAACUGUGCCUUCGCUCAUGGACCCGAUGACCUUCGACCUUCAACCAGACCUCCAAAGAAGCUAAAGAACACUGUCCUUUGAUUAGAUCAUUUAUUUGAAUUCAUAUUGUUUUAUUAAUCUCCUAGAUUUUUACUUUUUUUGAUUAAUGAGCUCUGUCCACCUGCGGUUGAAACUGUCCUGAACAACAUCCAGCCCCGCACACUCAGAGAGGAAGAAGUCCAGGCCCAAGCGGCGUUUUAUUGGAGCAACAUUACAUCAUUUCUGGGAGCUGAGGUCAUGAAAUUUCACAGUUUCUUCUGUGUGAAUAAAUACACUCUGGUGGAGCUCACUUUGUUUUUUUUUUCUCUGUUUUUUAAAAGUUUGCUUUUAUGAAGUUCAGAAGUUGUUUUCUAUGGAGUCACAGGAGUGCCAAAUCAAAAUAUAAAUAAAUAAAUAAAUGUGGAAAUAUAAAGAGAAAUAAAUAAUUAAAUAAAUAAAUGUGGAAAUAUAAAGAAAAAUAAAUAAAUAAAUGUGGAAAUAUAAAGAGAAAUAAAUAAAUAAAUAUGGAAAUAUAAAGAGAAAUAAAUAAGAGGAAAAAAUGUAAAAGCAAAGACAAAAUUUUCCUUAUUUAUUUAUUUAUUUCUCUUUAUAUUUCCACAUUUAUUUAUUUAUUUAUUUAUUUAUUUCUCUUUAUAUUUCCACAUUUAUUUAUUUAUUUAUAUUUUGAUUUGGCACUCCUGUGACUCCAUAGUUUCCAGGUGAAUUAAGAGGAUUUAAAGUUGCAUCUUUGUACAUAUUGUCAACUUUUUCCUUCACUCCAUAAAAACCUUAAAAGCUUCUGUGUGCUGGCAGUAUUUACCUUGUAUUUCACUUAGACAUUACAUUCACCUCAGACGAGUGCUCCAAGGUUCACAGACGGGGCGGCAGAUAAAGGCCGGACACCGUUUGAACAAAGUAAAUGCUAGCGGUAUGAAUUAUUUGUUGACAGGAAUGGAGAGGUGAGCCGCAUGUCGUCCCCUCUAGAAGGGCCAUGAUAGCUACACUUUCUCUCUAACCCUGUGGAUCAAAUGUCAAAGACUGUAAAGCCUUUCUAGAGGGGCAAUGAGAAGAGCCUCCUCUUGGAGAUACAGUAAUCACACCAUUGAUAUAAUAAACACAGAGUUUUUAACUUUUCUAAACUGUUGGCAUGAUUUCAUCAAAUCUAUCUCAGUUUUGACAUUAAAUGAUAUCUCAGCUGUUUCUGGCAUUUGAAGCCAUUUGUAAAGUGACUGCUGAACCUUAAAUACUAAUUUUAGGCAGAUUAUUUUUUAAAAAAAAAUGUCAGCUCUGGUUGUAUCUUACACUGCAAAACUCAAAAUCUUACCAAGUCUAUUUGUCUUGUUUUUAGUCAAAAUGUCUCAUCCCAUUUGAUUUAAGAUAAAUUCACUUAAGAAGUGACAUUUCAGCAAGAUGGAGUGACUUGUUUUAAGACAAUGUAUCUUAAAUAUCUUGUAAAGUCAAAUAAUUUUGAAAUUAUCUUGUUUUAACUCUUGCCAUCCCGUGGGUCAAAUUGACCUGUUUCAAAGUUUAAAAAUAUGGAAAGAUUAUAUAUAUUUUCACAGUGAAAACUUCCACAUUUUCACAUUUUUUGGGGAAAUUUUUGAAUAUUUUUUGAUGGAUAAAAAGAAAUGCUUAAAAAAUGUUUCUUUGAGAACAAUCAGGUAAAAAGUCAACCAAAAUCCAGCGAAUUCCGCUGGAUUUUGGUUGAUUUAUACACAAAUGUUCUUAAAGAAAAUAUUAGAUCACUUUAGAUGUUUUUAGGAUUUUUUUUGGAAGAUUUUUAUUCAUUUUUUUAAAAUAUUCCAAAAAAAAUAGAUUUUUUUAUAUUUUGAAUUUUUAUUUCUUGUCAAUUUUUUUUUGUUUAAAUAAAAUCUUUAAGGGAAUCUUAAGGAAUUUUCUUCCAGAAGAUUUUGCAAUUUUUUUUUAGAAAUUUGGGGAUUUUUUUACAGAAUUUUUGGAUUUUUUUAAAGACAAGGCAACAAUAUGUUUUGGUGACAACAGGAGAGUUAAGACAUCCAAGCUUGACAAUCCUGGUAAAAUAUAGCUUAAAAUAAGUUUUUCCGGCUAAUUUAAAGAUGUGAAUAUUCUAAAUAUCGAAUCUUAUUUCAAGAAAUCUUACCAAGCCAUUUUUCACUGUUCUAUUGGCAGAUUUUUUCACUGAUUUCAAGGUAGACGUUCUUUGAAAUAAGUUUUUUUUUCUUGUUUUGAGAAGGGCAUUUUUUCCAGUGUACGGAUGUCCAUUUGUGCCAGGACAAAUAAUAAGAUGCUGAACUGCUGCUACUCUCAUCUGAAUAUGACUUACCUCAUAGUUGAACUUGAACCAUUAAGACACAUAAAGUACGACGAAAACAAUUCACUACCAUUUGUCAACACAAAUGUCUAGCAGCUGAAUUAAGAUAUUCAGGAAAAACAUGAUGCUAAAACUAAAUGAAAAUGUAUCUUUUCACACUAAAAAAUAUCAGACACUUUCACUUUCUUCUUCUUCUUCUGCUUCUCCUUCUCCUUCGUGUCUGGUGCACUUCCGUUGUGGAUUGAAUUUGCAGCGUUUUUCUCUUGCGGUUGUUCUGGGGGUUUGUGUGUGUUUUUAUAUAUUUGCAGCAUUUUUCAUUUGCAUCUGUUUUGUGAUUUUGCAAGUCUGCUUCUGCGUCGUUUCUGUGAUUGCAUGUUUCUCUUGCAGCUUUUUUUUCUUGCAUGUGUUUCAUGUGUUUGUGAGUUUUUGGUUUUGGAUCAUUUCUGUGUUUGCAGCGCUUUUGCGGUUUGCAGCGUGUUUGCCCCUGUCGGCCACCGUACAAAAACCUAUUGGGUUUCAGGUAAACAAAAUUUUAUUGCAAUUGCCUGUAUCUGUACCGAAAAAAAAGAGUUACAUUUCUGACAACCAGCACAAAUAAAUUCUAAUUCUCA